Lycium barbarum (goji berry) is the source of this 1234-nucleotide messenger RNA. RefSeq lists its product as uncharacterized. Gene Ontology annotation, biological process: transcription elongation by RNA polymerase II. The coding region runs from base 322 to 978 and encodes 218 amino acids. The record is from RefSeq and is a predicted model, not a curated record. NCBI's taxonomy places the organism in Eukaryota, Viridiplantae, Streptophyta, Magnoliopsida, Solanales, Solanaceae. The transcript is spliced from 8 exons. Gene Ontology annotation, cellular component: nucleus; elongin complex.
AGGCCCCUUGUUUCACCUGCCACCCACCGCGCGUACAACCACGCGCUGAAUCGCUUUUCGAUGCUAUUUUUGUCGAUAUAACAAACCUCUGUUCAUCUCCUUCAUCAAUCCAUCAAAAUUCUUAUCUUUUCAAUCAAUCCUUCAAUGCCUAGUAGUAUAUAAAUUAAUCGGAAUUCAAAUUCCUUUUUUCCUUUUCCUUUAAAUUUCAGAUUUUUUUUUUCUCCAGAUAUUCGAUUGUCGGAGCUUCGAUCACGUGCUGGUGAGGUCUGAGCUGGCCAGAAUAGAUUGGAACACAUACUCAGACACAAAAGACGUACAACAAUGAGGUGUAUGGUUCCUUCGCUGAUAGAUUUAUGUGUUCAGACAGCUGUAGAUAAUGUUAGAUACCUUGGCGAUGUUGGUGAAACAGAUAUUCAUCUACUAGAGCGCAUUUUGCCUCACUGUACUCUUGAACAAUUAAUACAUGUGGAGAAUUCCACAGAAGGAAGAGAUCUCAGUCAAGUGACUAAUAGACUUUGGAAGAGGUUUUACCAGAUUGAGUUUGGUGAGAAGAGCAUCAAUCAGGUGGUUGAGAGAAUGAAGCAAAGGAAAGUUACAUUUAAAUGGAAACAAUUGUAUGAGGCAAAGACAAAGGAAGUCGAGGAAACUCAGCAAAGGUCAUUCGAAAGAAUCAAGGAAUUGUAUCAAAAGGAAGAUGCGAAACGACAGAGCCGACAAGUUCGAGUCUGCACAAAGGUUCCACCUUCUAGCAAUAAAAGAAGCUUUUACGGUAGUGGACCUGGUAGCAGUUUUGGCAACACAAAGAGUUCCUUGAUGAAGAAGGCAAAAAUAGAGUUUGUUAACAGUCGAGAAGUAAAGAAUUUGGCUGCUAUGAAGAAUAAGGGUGUGCAAAGAACUCAUAGCCAAGUUUCUUCCAUAAAACCAGGUCGUUUUUCCAAAAUGGAGUCGUGCUCAAGAUCAAAAUUUACUAGCCGGUAAGAGAGAUUCUAGACUGGCAUUCUAUGUAUCAAAGUUGGCUGUUGAAAGAAAAUGUUGAGUACUAUGUUCUGCAACAUGAAAGCGCAAUUCUGUAAUUUUCACAAAUCGCUUGGCGUGCUUAAUAUAUCAUAAUACUUUACAUUAUUCUAAAUCCAUGAUUCUCCAAAUAGUGUUUUUGGAUUUGUUGUAAAAUGGGAUAUGGGAAGUCUGAUGGCUCGCAUUAAUUUGUAGUAGUUACGGCUCCUUUUUUUUUCCA